This is a messenger RNA of Aspergillus alliaceus, 1986 nucleotides long. RefSeq names its product ATP-dependent DNA/RNA helicase (gene dbp9). The transcript has 4 exons. Bases 60 to 1883 code for a protein of 607 amino acids. Gene Ontology annotation, cellular component: nucleolus. NCBI's taxonomy places the organism in Eukaryota, Fungi, Ascomycota, Eurotiomycetes, Eurotiales, Aspergillaceae. Gene Ontology annotation, molecular function: nucleic acid binding; RNA helicase activity; ATP binding. The record is from RefSeq and is a predicted model, not a curated record.
UUUCAGAACAUCCCGAUCCCAGGACACUUGCAAUCUUUCUGACUGAUUUUGUUGCCGCCAUGAAGCGAAAGCUCGACGCUAAUGAUGUACCCUCUCCGGAGGCUACAGACAAGAAGGAGAAGCAAGAAGAGGACAACGCCGACUUCGAAAGCCUCAACUUGGAUCCGCGAUUGCGCCAAGCUCUGAUCAAAGAAAAGUUCACGAAGCCUACGCUUGUUCAGGCGAAAGCGAUUCCCCUGGCUUUAGAGGGCAAGGAUAUCCUAGCCCGUGCGAAGACUGGAUCGGGCAAGACGGCCGCAUAUGUACUCCCGAUUUUGCAAACGAUUCUCCAGAAGAAAGCUACCGACCCCUCGUUGAAAGCGACCACAGGCCUCAUUCUUGUCCCCACUCGAGAGCUUGCGGAACAGGUCCAGAAUGUCGUCACUACAUUCGCUUCCUUCUGCGGAAAGGAAAUUCGCUCGGUGAAUCUGACACAAAAGGUCUCGGAUGCUGUUCAGCGCACUAUGCUGGCUGAUUACCCCGAUCUGGUUGUCUCGACGCCCGCCCGUGUUGUUACCAAUCUCGGUAGCUCCGCUUUGUCUUUGGAGAACUUGACACAUCUCGUGAUCGACGAGGCGGAUUUGGUGUUGUCGUAUGGAUACGAAGAUGAUAUCAAUGCCUUAGCCAAGGCGAUCCCGCGUGGUGUACAGACGUUCCUUAUGAGUGCUACGCUCACCGCGGAAGUGGAUACACUGAAGGGUUUGUUCUGUCGGAGUCCGGUCACAUUGAAACUGGAGGAUAAGGAUGAUCAAGGUGCUGGUGUCAGUCAAUUUGUUGUCAAAUGCGCGGAGGACGAGAAAUUCCUUUUGACCUACGUCAUCUUCAAGCUUCAACUCAUCAAAGGAAAAGUCAUUAUUUUUGUAGACGAUGUCGACCGUUGUUAUCGUGUGAAGCUUUUCCUCGAACAAUUCGGAAUCAAGAGCUGUGUACUGAAUUCAGAAUUGCCCAUCAACUCCCGGAUCCACGUCGUCCAAGAGUUCAACAAGGGCGUGUACGAUAUCCUCGUGGCGGCAGAUGAACAAGAAGUAAUGGGCGUCCGGAAGUCGAAGAAGUCUAACGACACCGAAGAAAAUGCCGACGGCUCAAGCGACGAAAACGAGGGUGAGGCGGAAGUAAAGCAGACAAAGCGCCGCAAGGUAUCAGGAAAAGAGAAAGACUACGGAAUCUCUAGAGGGAUCGAUUUCCAAAAUGUUGCAUGCGUACUGAACUUCGAUCUUCCCGCCACUUCCAAAUCCUACACGCACAGAAUCGGCCGUACCGGAAGAGCAGGCAAAACCGGCAUGGCGCUGUCCUUUGUCGUCCCCAAGGACCAAUACGGAAAACACAAGCCCACCUCUACCCCCACAUCCAAGCAUGACGAGUCCGUUCUAGCGAAGAUCAUCAAGCGGCAAGCGAAGCUUGAUCACGAGGUUAAACCAUACCACUUUGAAAUGAAGCAGGUCGAAGCCUUCCGGUAUCGUAUGACAGACGCUCUCCGUGCUGUAACACGACUCGCCGUCCAGGAAGCCCGAGCCCGAGAAAUCCGCCAAGAACUGAUCAAGAGUGAGAAGCUCAAGCGUCACUUCGAAGAGAAUCCCGAAGAGCUGCGCCAGCUGCGUCACGACGACGAGCUGCGUUCCGCCCGAGUUCAACCUCACCUCAAGCAUAUUCCAGAGUACCUGAUGCCUUCCAAGGGCAAGAAGGGCAUCUCCAGCCAAGACGUCGGAUUCGUAAGUAUGCGGAAACAGAACGAAAAUCGCAUCAGGAAAGCCAGGGAGAAGAAUCGGGGUAAGGGCAAGGGCCGGAAGCCUACAGGUGUCAAGAAGGUGGAUCCGUUGAAGACGUUCAACCGGGGGCGGAAGUGAAAAUAGGGAUAUUAUAUUAUUGUGCUAAAAAGAAAAUACCAUCAUGCUCUUUACUGUACAUACUGGGUUGGGAAAUGAAAAGUGCCUAUUGAAAAAGUUCUAC